Pyrus x bretschneideri (Chinese white pear) is the source of this 4020-nucleotide messenger RNA. Its product is annotated as ABC transporter G family member 24-like. Bases 461 to 3802 code for a protein of 1113 amino acids. Gene Ontology annotation, molecular function: ABC-type transporter activity; ATP hydrolysis activity; ATP binding. The record is from RefSeq and is a predicted model, not a curated record. Lineage: Eukaryota; Viridiplantae; Streptophyta; Magnoliopsida; Rosales; Rosaceae. The transcript is spliced from 14 exons.
AUACGGACAAUAAGACGAGACAUGUCCGAAAGCCGUCACGAGGCAAAAUCCGUGAGUUCAGACGUGCUUUCGUUUACUUCAACUCACAGGUCCCACCCCACUUCUUUUUCUUCCUUCAAUCUCUCUCCCAUGUUCUCUGCUCUCUCUGUACCUCCUUCAAUCUCCACACCCAGCAUUCAACCUCCAAACCCGGCAUUCAACCUCCAAACCCAGCAUUCAAUCUCCAAACCCAGCAUUCAAUCCUCCCCAGAUCCUUAAACCCAGCUCCAUUUUUUUUCUACUGAUAAAUGCAUGAGUUAAUUUCCAAAACCCAGAACCCGAUCCUUAAACCCAGCUCCAUUUUUUUUCUACUAAUAAAUGCAUGAGUUAAUUUCCAAAACCCAGAACCCAAUUUUUUUCUUCCACUUUUUUGCACUAAAUUUGCAAAACGCUUUUGUAAUUUGGUGUUAGAAUUCCAAAAAUGAUCUCCAAAGGCGCCAACUUUGGCACAUUUGUUUCGGUUGGGGUUUUGGUUCUGUGUUGGGUGCACUUUGUGGAGUGCCAGGAUGUGGGGGACUAUGACCAAAUAGACAACCCAGCAGUUAUUCCUCUCAUCACUCAGAUUGUCUACGGCCGUAUCUCCAAUGUCACUGCAGUCCUCAGCCGACAAAUCAGCAAUCGUUCCAGCUUCUGCGUGAAGGACCCGGAAGCCGAUUGGAACGAGGCGUUUAAUUUUUCAUCCAAUGUGGAUUUCUUAACUUCCUGCAUUCAAAAAACUAAAGGAGAUGUUAUGCGGCGGUUGUGUACAGCAGCUGAAAUGAAGUUCUACUUCAAUAGUUUCUUUGAAAAAUCUGAGACUGCAAAUUACUUAAGACCAAACAAGAACUGCAAUUUGACCUCAUGGAUUUCUGGGUGUGAGCCAGGAUGGGCUUGUCGUGUUGGCCCAAAUGAGCAGGUUGACCUCGAAAAUUCACAGGACAUCCCUGCCAGGACUCAGAGCUGCCAACCUUGUUGUGAGGGUUUCUUUUGCCCCCAUGGUCUUACAUGCAUGAUACCUUGCCCAUCAGGUUCUUAUUGUCCCCAAGCAACGCUGAACAAAUCCACCGGUGUGUGUGAACCAUACAAUUACCAAUUACCUCCGGGGCAACCAAAUCAUACUUGUGGAGGAGCAAAUUUAUGGGCUGAUGUUGGUAGUAGUAGUGAAGUAUUUUGUUCAGCUGGAUCAUAUUGCCCAACCACCGUGAAAAGCAUUCCUUGUAGUAGCGGACACUACUGCAGGAUGGGUUCUACAUCUGAGAAACGCUGCUUUGCUUUGACUUCCUGCAAUCCAAACACUGCAAAUCAAAAUAUGCAUGCAUAUGGAAUAAUGCUAAUUGCAGCUUUGAGUACUCUGCUACUUAUUAUAUACAAUUGUUCAGAUCAAGUUCUCACCACUAGGGGGAGGAGACGGGCUAAAUACCGAGAAGCAGCAGCCAGAAGUGCAAGGGAAACAGCAAAAGCACGCCAAAGAUGGAAAUCUGCAAAAGAAGCUGCUAAGAAGCAUGCAAGUGGAUUACAAGCUCACUUAUCACGUACCUUUUCUCGAAAAAAUGACAGCUCAGAACUUGAGAAACUUAAGAUGUUGACUCAAUCUAGAUCUCACACAGAUGAUGACCUUUCAAUAUCACCACAUCCAAGUAGAUCCGGUGUUUCUCGGUCCUCACCUGUGCCAUCAGAAGGAAAGAAAAAGGAACCUACUGAGCUCAUGCAGAUUAUGCAUAAAAUUGAAGAAGACCCUGAGGGUUAUGAAGGUUUCAGUAUUGGAGCUGAGGAUACGAAUGUAGGAAAUGUGCCAAAAGGAAAGACGAUCAAUACUCAUAGCCAAAUUUUCAAGUAUGCUUAUGGUCAACUUGAGAAAGAGAAGGCUCAGCUGCAAGAGUACAAGGACCUAACCUUCUCGGGGGUGGUUAAAAUGGCAACUAAUAACGAAAUAAGGAAACGGCCUCUCAUUGAGAUUUCUUUCAAAGACCUAACGAUUACUUUGAAAGCAAAAAACAAGCAUCUACUGAGGUGUGUAACUGGUAAAAUUAGGCCUGGCCGCAUCACUGCUGUUAUGGGUCCAUCAGGGGCUGGAAAAACAACGUUUCUUUCUGCCCUAGCUGGAAAAGCAAUUGGAUGCAAUACGACUGGUUUAAUUCUCAUAAAUGGAAAGAAUACAUCAAUCCAUUCGUAUAAAAAAAUCGUAGGGUUUGUGCCGCAAGAUGAUAUCGUGCAUGGAAACUUGACUGUGGAAGAGAAUCUAUGGUUCAGUGCUAAGUGCAGAUUAUCCGUGGACUUACCACAAGCGGACAAAGUUUUAGUGGUUGAAAGAGUUAUCGAGUCCUUGGGGCUUCAAACAGUACGUGGUUCCUUAGUUGGAACGGUGGAGAAGCGAGGAAUUUCUGGAGGCCAGAGGAAACGAGUAAAUGUUGGCUUGGAAAUGGUUAUGGAACCUUCACUUUUGAUUUUGGAUGAGCCCACAUCCGGUCUAGACAGCGCCUCUUCUCAGCUACUUCUUAGAGCACUUAGACGGGAAGCUCUUGAAGGGGUAAAUAUCUGCAUGGUGGUUCACCAGCCUAGCUAUGCCUUGUUCAAGAUGUUUGAUGAUCUGGUACUCCUGGCAAAAGGUGGUCUGACUGUUUAUCAUGGACCAGCAAAGAAAGUAGAAGAAUACUUUGCAGGCCUUGGGAUCAAUGUCCCAGACCGAGUCAACCCUCCAGACCACUUCAUUGACAUUUUAGAGGGUGUAGUCGCAACGGAAAGAAGCUCGGGAGUGAGUUAUGAUGAGCUUCCCAUCAGAUGGAUGCUUCAUAAUGGGUACUCAGUACCUCCUGAGAUGAGGCAGAGUGCCACCGGACUCGCAAUGUCAUCGAUGGAUGAAAAUUCAAAUCGUGAAACAAAUUCUUCUGGUGAUGAUAUGAUGGAACGGUCUUUUGUCGGAGAGGUAUGGCAAGAUGUGAAAAGUACUGUGGAUCUGCAUCGUGAUAAGAUACAGCUUAAUUUCUUGAAAUCCAAGGAUUUAUCGAACCGGAGAAUUCCAGGUUUAUGUCUACAGUACAGAUACUUCCUGGGCAGAGUUGGUAAGCAGAGACUACGGGAAGCUCGCAUGCAAGCAGUGGAUUAUUUGAUUUUAUUUCUUGCUGGAGCCUGCUUAGGAUCACUUUCAAACGUCAGAGAUCAGACCUUUGGUGCAGGCGGUUACACUUAUACUGUUAUUGCAGUUUCUCUACUGUGCAAAAUUGCGGCUUUGAGGUCUUUUUCUCUAGACAGAUUACACUAUUGGAGAGAGAGUGCUUCGGGGAUGAGCAGCUUGGCUUAUUUCCUGGCUAAGGAUACUAUUGAUCAUUUUAAUACAGUGAUAAAACCUGUAGUGUAUUUGUCUAUGUUCUACUUCUUUACCAACCCAAGAUCUAGGUUUGCAGAUAACUACGUUGUUCUGGUCUGCCUUGUGUAUUGUGUAACUGGUAUAGCCUACGCGUUAGCAGUCUCUUUCGAACAAGGUGCAGCCCAACUAUUAUCGGUACUCCUUCCAGUUGUUUUGACUCUUAUAGCAACACGGCAGCAAGAUAGUGAAUUUAUGAAGAUUUUAGCUAAGUUGUGCUACCCGAGGUGGGCGUUGGAGGCAUUAGUGACUGCAAAUGCUGAAAGGUAUGCCGGAGUAUGGCUGAUAACUCGCUGCGGGUCACUUCUAAAAACCGGCUAUAAUCUUCAUAACUGGAAUCUUUGUAUAAUCAUCCUAACAUUCAUCGGUGUAGUUAGUCGGGCGAUAGCAUUCUUUUGUAUGGUGACCUUUCAGAAGAAGUGAGUGAGAUCAUAGAUCAACAGUCAGCGUUGAUAGGGAAGGCAUUGUCCAAAGCAGAUAAGGUAAAAUGUAUGUUAGGAGCUGUUGAGCACCACGCCUCGAUGCUUUGUGUGGGUUCAGGUUUUGUUACUAGUAAGAUGUAUACAUCUCCCAUGAGAUUGCUCUGGAAAUUGAAUCUGAAUCUGAAGCUGUAUAUUUUUUAUAGGUUAAUCUUUUUUUAA